AUUAUAAACAUGAGCAGUGCCACUGAAAGUAUAAAAAUACCACAAUUUGUUGAAGUUAUACGACACUUCUUCUUCACCAAUGAUCCUGGGAAUUACAAUUUACUUCAUUUUUAUAACUUAAAUAAGGAUUUCAUUAUUUCUAAUUCAGACGAAUGGGAAAUAAAAAGCGUAUAGAAGAAAAGAUUUUUAGAUGUCGCUAAACAAUUAAAUAAAGAUAUGCUUAUCAACCACGAGCCUGAGCCAGACUGGAAAAAUCUAACGCGUUUGGCUUUUGAACUCAUGGCUAAAGAGCGCACAACGACUGCAGUUAAAACAAUCACAAGGAAAAGAAAAAUUAGCGUAUCUGAAACGCCGUCUACAUCAAGCGCCAAGGAGACAUCCAGUUCUGUUAUUAGCACUAAUACCGUAAAAACUUUAACCUCUGCUAGCUAUCAAGCUUUAUCCACAACUUUCAACCAAAUGUCUGAAACAAAGAAAUGGAAACUCAAAGACGGCAUUUACACCGAAGAUUUACUCUACGACUACGCGAUAUCAAGAAAGAGAGAAGACUUAUCCCAUUCAUUUGUGAUCAAUAUGAAUGAUAGUCAAUUAAAAGUUAAAUUUGAAGAACAUUGGUGUAUUGUCAACAACAAAAAUACCAAAAUACUUCCUUCCAUUCCUGCUGACCUGUCAACACAUCUCAUGGAGAUUUCUACUCUCAAAACGUAUAAAGAACUGGACUCCUUAAAAAACUACUGUUUCUAUGAACAAAAACAUCUAUACGUAUCAACGGAAUGUCUUAGAACAGUGAUAAAUACAUAUAGAAACGGUUUUUUCAGUAGAACAAAAUUACUCGAAGUUGAUAUACUUGUUAAUAUUUGGACCAUUGUUGACCAAGUAAUUAAUUCAUACGAUCUACAAGCGAAAAGAGGAGAACCUAGUUCUGUAUCAUCAAGCGCUAGGAGAAAUAGAGAUCGUACAAUUGAAGGAAUGCAAAGAAAGAAAGUUGGAAGAAAAAAUGAUCUAAUUAUUUGUAGCAAAAGCGGGAUAGAACUAGGUUGUGGGGAAGCAGGGUUAGAUCCUGAAGAAUUCGACACUAAAGUGAUUGUUGAAUCCAGCCUUAAAACCCCGAAAACCAUGCACGAUAUGUUCAUUAGAUUGUGCAGGUCAGUUGAUAAUAAGCAAGAAGUAAUCAAAAAGUUACAAGUUGUCGGAUUGGUCUUUUCUCGUUGUAAGAUACGUAUGUUGAUUAUGGACUGUCCAGAUGGAUAUGUUUGCAGAUUAAGAGGUACUACAGCAGCUGGCUUUAAUGGAGAAGAGAAAGCUCUUGGGCUUGACUUAUACAAAGUUUACCAAUUGAUUUGGAUGGCCAUGGAAGUAUGCAAGGAAGUAGAAAGCAUAGUUCAAAGUAAUAGAAGUACUGCCGCAAUCAAGUUUGACUCUGACGACAACCACGCUGAUGAUGAAGUAUACCUUCCUGAUUGUUUACGCUCUCCCAAACGAGAUUGAAUUUUGCUCUUUCAUCCAUACCCACAAAUAAAAUAUGCGAUUUGAUAAUUUCUUUCAUUUCACGUGUGUACCUCAAUAUUAUUGAAUAGUCUAUUCAUAUUAUAUUUUACACAUUAAAAAACGAUCAUAAUCAAACGACUUUAUUGAUAGAAGAAACGUGUUGUUGUUAUACUUUGCUUGGUUUCUCUAAAUAUAAAGAUACUACUUUAUACUUCGAUACUGAC
This is a messenger RNA of Rhizopus microsporus ATCC 52813, 1712 nucleotides long. RefSeq lists its product as uncharacterized. Lineage: Eukaryota; Fungi; Mucoromycota; Mucoromycetes; Mucorales; Rhizopodaceae. Bases 217 to 1488 code for a protein of 423 amino acids. The transcript is spliced from 9 exons. The record is from RefSeq and is a predicted model, not a curated record.